CAGUAUAUAGCUUAUUUGUGUAGAUAUAGACCACCACCAAAAGAGUGAUAUCAAAUGUGAAGUACAAUGUGAGUUGCUGUGAAAUGGGUUGAUGAUAUAUGCAUCUGCACUUUUGAGAGAGUGGGCCGGUCGACUCUUCUUGGCCUCGUCCCCACCCAGCAGAACUUCCCAAGAACUCCUCAAGAACCACAAGAAAAUGCCAGCGCAGGCCAUCCAAUCGAACCAUCCCGGUCCAGCCGCACAAGUCGUCGAAGCCCGUAAGAGACGAUGGCUCAUCAAGGUCCCCUGUACCUCGGCGAACAUUGGCCCCGGCUUCGACGUUCUCGGGCUUGCAUUGUCCUUAUACUUGACUCUCGACGUUUCGUUAGAUCCGCACUCGACUGACCCCAACCUACGGGUUCCCAAGCUGGUGUACGAUGGAGGGUUUGGAGCCGCCGACGCGCCGACGGACCCUUACCACAACCUGAUCACUCGGGUGGCGCUCUACGUGCUUCGAUCGCAUUCGAUUCCGGCCUUCCCGUUCGGCCUUUCGAUCAAGAUCAACAACGAAAUCCCGUUUGGACGGGGCCUGGGUUCCUCUGGGGCAGCGGUGAUCGCCGGGGUCGAGCUGGCCAACGCGCUCGGCGAUCUGAACCUGUCCACCGGACGCAAACUAGAUUACGCGCUCAUGGUCGAACGACAUCCGGAUAACGUCGCCGCAGCCCUGCUCGGCGGCUUCGUGGCCUCCUAUCUCUCCGAGCUCUCCCCCGAAGACCUCCAGGCUGCUUCAAUACCCCUGGCCGAGGUCCUCCCUGAAUACCCUCCCGACGCCGGCGAAGAUUGGGGCCGCGAACCUCCCAGAGCUCCCGAAGGAAUCGGCCAUUACAUUCGUCUCAACUGGGCUAAAGAGAUCAAGUGUUUAGUCGUCGUGCCUGAAUUCGAGGUUUCCACAAGCAAGGCCCGAGACGUCUUGAAAGAAUCUUACUCACGCAAAGACAUUGUCUUCAACUUCCAAAGACUCGCCGUGUUGACUACUGCACUUGGCCGAUCACCCCCAGAUGCAAAGCUUAUAUACCAAGCCAUGCAAGACAAGAUCCACCAACCGUACCGAAAAACAUUAAUCCCAGCAUUACCACGACUAACGCAAGAGUUGACGCCGGAGAGAUAUCCGGGGCUAUUAGGGAUCUGUCUGUCGGGCGCAGGCCCGACGAUCCUCUGUCUCGCCACCCAUAACUUCGAGGCCAUCGCGCUCGAAAUCAUGAAUGUUUGGAAAACGGAGGCCAACGCUGAUUGUUGGUGGAAAGUCUUGGAAAUCAAACAGAACGACUCGGACGGCACGGAUUUCGGCGGCAGUUCGGCGGCCGAAAUCAGCCCCCAAUAGGCCUUCUGUUCUUCAUCCUUGCUUAUCAUCCCCUCCUCCUCUUCUUUUUUAUCAUCUCUCUUUUGGUUGUCUCAUGUUUAUCAUCGCUUCCUGCUUAGAGAUCGGCUCUCCGGUUUCUUUGUCUUUCAUAUCCUGUUAAGCACCAAGUACUUCCUCUGAAUUCAUUCAACAUAGAAGAAAAACAAGAUUUAAAGUUGAUCGCCGUCACACCGAAUAGACCGGUCAAGCAACUGAGUGGUCGCUCUCUUAGUUGUUAGGAUAUGAUACCGUUCGUAUUCAUGUGGUAGAAAAACA
Molecule: messenger RNA, 1654 nt
Organism: Puccinia graminis f. sp. tritici CRL 75-36-700-3
Lineage: Eukaryota; Fungi; Basidiomycota; Pucciniomycetes; Pucciniales; Pucciniaceae
Product: homoserine kinase
Exons: 4
Coding region: 92-1360 (422 amino acids)
Biological process (GO): L-threonine metabolic process
Molecular function (GO): homoserine kinase activity; ATP binding
Source: RefSeq, a predicted model, not a curated record